This is a messenger RNA of Patiria miniata (bat star), 1742 nucleotides long. RefSeq lists its product as uncharacterized. Bases 131 to 940 code for a protein of 269 amino acids. The record is from RefSeq and is a predicted model, not a curated record. Lineage: Eukaryota; Metazoa; Echinodermata; Asteroidea; Valvatida; Asterinidae. The transcript is spliced from 5 exons.
CCGACGCCAUACAAAAUUGAUCAAUCUCCAUUAGGGUAAUUUGGAGCGAUCUGCCAAUGAGCUGAACAGGCGUUCCUCCAUUUCAAGAUUGCACCCACUGAGGAAUAGAUGAAAUGAAUUCAAAUUAAAAAUGCUGAAGGAAGUAAAUCGUCUUCACUGGAGAUUGGGUUCUGUGGGAGAUAUGUGUCUUCUGUUCUUGGCAACCCAGCUGUGCUGCUUUCAAUACGUUCACUGCGGAUUUAGAGCCAUUUCUUUGAGUGGAAAGCCAACAUCUCAGAGUAGUACAACCAGCAGUUUGUACCCUUCGUUCAAGGCGAUCGACGGCACCGCAUCUUCGUUUUCGCACACGGCUGGUGGUGACCCGCAUCCAUGGUGGAAAAUCGACCUCCAAAAUGAACGCUGCUUGGGACAAAUCACGGUCCAGAUCCGAUCGGGUUGUUGUGGACAAAAUCGCUUCUUCGGCACCGUGGUGCGAGCAGGACUGAGCACCAACUACACCGAGAAUCGACCAUGCGGCUCGCCGGCCACCGCGGCCCAGUCCUCGCCAGGCACGGUGACCGAGUUCCCGUGCGACACGCCCCGCAGGGCUAGGUACGUCAGCCUCGACAUCGAUCCGUCGAGACCUGGGGUGACAACGCCGAUCCUGCAGAUUGCCGAGUUGACCGUGGAGGAGCACACAACCAGACCAUGCUACCCUCACAUUAAGUCGACCAAAUUUGAGAGGCUGCACAAGAAGGGUCUGAUCGACAACCCCAACCCGUUGUCGACCAAGACCGCCAGAUCCUUGACGACCUGCGCCGAUUUCUGCACGAAGGAGACUGACUGUUUUUCCUUCGAUUUCGGCAAGAGUCUCAAGCAGUGUCGACUCUACAAUCUCAACUCAACGGACAUAGUGAUGACACCCAACGAUGAAUUCGCCGUUUAUACCGUACUCAACUGAUUGGAUUUUCGAUGGACCUUGUUUAUAUCAGAAAGAUGUAAAAAUGUAAUAAUUUCAGACGAAAUUGUACAGUGUGUCAAAAAAAACCCACGAACCCGAUGUUCCCUCAUUUACACAGCUUUAAAAAAAAUACAUUGCAAAUAUCGAUACAUAUUUGGAGAGUAUAGUUCAUUAGCUUUUCAAUAACGAAAAAUAUUUCCUUUUGGGUAAAUAUUUGUUGAGUUAUGGUCAACUCAAAACUGUUUGGUUAACUUCUUAUUUACUUUGCUGCUCCGUCUCUGCCCUCUAAUUGCUUGCCUUUUUUCACAAAAGUCAAGUUUCAGUCCGUGUUCCAAUUACGGCAGUCAAAAUAUUAGUUGCCGUGGACAAAAUAAAAAAGCGGUAUUCGUUUUCAAUUGGCCAUAACUCAAUAAAUGAUUGGAAAGAUUUGUUCGUUGUUGAAAAGCUAAUGGACUAUACUGUCUAAAUAAUAUGUAUAGAUAAUUGCGUAUUGUAUUAUUUUUUAAAGCUGUUAAAAAGAGGGCGCUUUAAAUAUAGAGGGCGCUAAUUAUCAUGAUGUUGUAAUUGUUCACAUGAUGUUUCUAUAGUUGUGUUAUAUAUAGGGUAUUGUUCCAACUUUGUGAAUUUGACGCUCAUCCAUACUGAGGUUUGUCAAGACGCUUUGUUGAUAUCUGGGGGAAAGGUUGAAUGCGCUCAACGUGAGGGUAUAAUGGUAGCCAUAUUGGAUCUUUCAUGUGUCCUCAUAAUUAUGCAGUCAUUUAGAUGUGUUAGAAAAUGUUAUUUAAGCAAGGAGGUAAGUAGA